Hypanus sabinus (Atlantic stingray) is the source of this 4984-nucleotide messenger RNA. Its product is annotated as TSC22 domain family protein 2-like. The record is from RefSeq and is a predicted model, not a curated record. Lineage: Eukaryota; Metazoa; Chordata; Chondrichthyes; Myliobatiformes; Dasyatidae. The coding region runs from base 1317 to 3584 and encodes 755 amino acids. The transcript has 4 exons. Gene Ontology annotation, biological process: regulation of transcription by RNA polymerase II.
GGCGGGGUGGGCGGGAGGACGUUCCCAGGGUGCCGUGCGGCAGGCGGCGAGCCAUCUUGCAGUAAGAGGGGCAGGGAGAGAGGGAGAGGGCGAGAAACAGCCGGCUUGCACCCGGGUCGCUGCGUGAGAGUCAGCGGGGUGGGCUCUGCUGUCCCACUCCCCACCAUAAAUAAAUAAAGAAGCCCCUCCCUCCCCCGAGUUUCUAACCUCCUCUCCCCGCCUGAACGGCCUGUGCAGCGGCUGCCGGGGUUGGUGGGUGGGUUCAGCCAGCGUGUGUCCGGUUGAGUGAGGUGAAGGCCCUGGCUCCGGGCAGGGAGGUACUUUACUCGUUCCCCUCCUCAACCACCCCGUCGUUUCCCUCCCUCUCUCCCCAUUCCACACCGUCUCCGGCCCAUUUGCACGGCAGAGGGAGGUGGUGGACGAUGGCACCGCUCGGCUAGUCAGGACAAGAACCUACCUACCCCCCUCCAUUUCUUCUGCCCCACUCUUGUCCACUCCCCCCCCCCCCCCCCGCUCGCCGGCCGGCCGGCUCGCCCUCCCUCCCUCCAGUCCAGUCAGCCGGGGGCCCCUGAGUUCCCCUGUCCCCGGAUAGGAGGAGGAGGAGGAAGACGCUUCUAGUUCUGGGGGAGGGAGGAGUGGGGUAGGCGGUGUUUCAUCUGCGACACCGGCCCGGCCUUCCAUUCUUUUUAUUGCUAGUUGGGGGGAGAAGAGAGAUCAGUUAGCGAGAGAGCAGCGGCUGAAUUCCACCCCGGGUAGGGCAGGCUCACGGAGCCCGGCUGUUGCACCCCUUCCUCCUCCCCUCCCCUUCCUUUCCCUCUCGGACCAGAAGGUGGGGAGGGGAGCCCAGCCCGUGAGAUAGACGGUGAAAGCGCCGUGUGACUAACGACGAGCUGUAGAGUCACCCACAUACGCUUUGCCCGAGCUGCCGCAGCAAGAAGUGGGACUCCGGGACGAGAGACACCUCAUCCGAGCGAAACCAAGAGAGGAGCAGCAGACAUGGUUAUUCUCCGCGGCUGUCGCAGUAUUUUAGGUGUGUGAGAGCGGGGCAGUUUAACCCCCUCGCCUACAGGACAACCUACUGACUUUCGGAGAUUUAUUUGCCUAUUUAUCAUUUUCACUCUGCUGGGAUAUUUCCACUGCAACGAGAAGAUGGUUUCCCUGACCGACUGUGAAUUGUUAUAGAAGAGUGUUUCAGCAACACUUACAGCAGAUCCGUCGAAUUUAUACUCGUGGUUGUGUUUCCAGCUUUCGAGCGGCGGAGGGGCGAAAGACGAGGUGAGAGGAGCGGUCCUGAAGGUAUUUCUUACAGUUUCACGAUGCCGGUUAAAAAGAAGAGCGGUUUCCAGAUCACCAGCGUGACCACGGCUCAAGUGGCGGCCAGCAGCAUCACCGAGGAUACCGAGAGCCUGGAAGACCCGGACGAGUCCCGCACCGAGGACAUCUCCUCCGAGAUCUUUGACGUAUCGUCCCGGGCCACGGACUACGAGCACGCCGAAGUGUGCGACCGCAGUUCGUCCGACGAGACCCUCAACAAUGUGGGUGAGGCGGACACCCCCGGGGCGCUCUCGCCCAACAUCCCUCACGACCGGGAGAGUUUCGGGGGCCGGCUCCCCUCAAUGGGGGCAGGAGGAGGCGGCGGGACGGUUGCACCGCUCCCUGCCAGCGGGCCCGCCACGGCCUCGGGACCCACGCCGACCGCUUCCGCGUCGAUGAGCGGCGCCUCCGCCGGAGGGACGGCCAUGCAGCCGGCGGUAACUUGCACCUCGCGGUUCAGGGUGAUCAAGUUGGACCACGGCUCGGGCGAGCCUUUCCGCCGGGGACGGUGGAUUUGCACCGAGUUUUAUGACCGCGAUUCGGACAGCACGAUGCUGGCAAGGUCGGCCGACAACAUCAGACCCAACGCCAGCAGCAGCAGCAUUGCCUUGGAGCAGUCAUGCGCCGACAGGGACAGUGGCCUGGGCGCCACGGUCAGCUCCGUUCAGUCCAUGCACGUCGCCGAUUCCCAGGCUGACACUUCCAUCAGUGUCACGGUAGCGCAGUUAGCUCAGACUGAUGUACUUCACCAGAGUCAAAGUUUCGUGAAAGGCCAGCAGCCUCCAAGCGGGCUUCCAGUGACUCAAGCUGCAUCCGGCACUCAAAUCUAUACGCCUGCGGUGGGCGCUCAGCAACAUCUUUCGCAGAACAGCUUGGGGCAGCUCAGUGCUCUGCAAACGGGGAUUAAUGGUAUGGCCAUCCAGUCAGUCAGCGCCUCAAGCUCCCAGACUAAUGUAGCUGCUAAUGUACACGCUUCGCAAGCUAAACAGUUUCAGUUUUCUCACGUACCACAUUUACUACCGUCUCAAUCAACUGUUCCCAACAGCCACGCAGAAUACGUGCAACAUCUGCCUGCCAUGCAGGGUCUGGGAACUAUCCAGCAGUCUUCGCCAGGUACAGUAAUUCAGAACACUGCGGCUAUGAGCCUUCCAGCUGGUCAUGUGACAAGUCAGGGUCCUUCACCAGCCAUGCAGUCACCAGGCAGUGGAUCUCAGGUUGCAACAGUGCUACCCCAGAACAGUGAUUUGGACAGUCAGAGUGGCCAAGGGAAACAGAAUACUCGGCAGGGUCCUACAAAGGGUCUGAUCCUGCAGCAGCCAAGUUUGGGGUCGUCAGGUGUUCAGCAACAUUUAACCCAACAGCAUCAGGCUCUGGGUCUGCAGCCUGGAAUGAUCAGUCAGGUGCCUGGGUUACCCACUGUGGCUGCUGGCAUCCAAAAUGUGCCUAGUACUGGCGUUUCAAGUGUGCCUGGUGUGACGCCUAAUGUGUGCGCUGCGUCUGUUACAAUGCCAAGUGUUCCAGCAACCAUGGUUCAGUCCCAGCAAAGUACACAGACACCAAUGGCUGGGAGUACUGGGCUAAUACAACCUGGGCUUCCGCCUGUGAUGCAAGGUUCAAUCAACUUAUCUUCAAUCAUGUCACAGACCAACCUGUUUCAGACACAGCAAGGUACAGGUCACCUAGAGGAGAGACGGAAUUCAGAACAGCUUGUACUUCAGACUUCUCAGUCUGGUGAAAGCAAGUCCUUCAUGAAGCCUCUAAUUCCAGAAAUUCUUGGUAACCCUUUAAAUUUGCAAGUGGCCAGUCCAAUGAACAGCCUCACAAAUUCUGUGUUCUCAAUACCAAUACCAAUUGAUGGAGAUGAAGACAGGAAUCCAUCUGCUGCUUUCUACCGAGCUUUUCCUGUAAACAAGUCUCGGGAUGCAAAGACCCUCUACGAUAGUGCUUCAGGAGCUAAUGUGGUUGCAAUCGACAACAAAAUAGAACAGGCCAUGGAUUUGGUGAAAAGCCACCUGAUGUAUGCAGUGAGAGAAGAAGUGGAAGUCUUAAAGGAGCAGAUCAAAGAGCUGAUUGAAAAGAACUGCAUACUUGAACGGGAGAAUUCACUAUUAAAAUCACUAGCAAACAAUGACCAGCUGUCUCAGCUUCAAACCCAGGUGACCAGUCUCAGUAGCACUUCACAACCACAGCAGCCGACUGCAGGAGCACAACCUCAACAAAGCACACAACAGACGCAGCCGCCUCCACAACCUAAUGUUCCUUCUGCAUGAAAACUGCUCGCCUGCAUAGGAAAUACUUCAGAAAAAAAAAACAAAAGAAAAAUCCUGUCUCUGUGUGCCACUGGUGUUCUUACCACUCUACCUUGAUGCAGCAAAUAGCCAUGCUUCAAUGUGUUUUUUGCUCCUUGGCCUUUUCAGUAUUAGACAAUCAUCUGCAAGAGCUUUCUGCGUGUGAUGUCCCAGCCGGCAUCAAGCGUGUGACUGCACAGUGAGAGGUGGCUGAAGGAUCUGUAACUUCUUGGAGGAAAGCUGAUUUUCACCAGGUUUACAGACAAGUGGGUACCUAGUCUUUCUGGCUUACCAAGGUUUUUAUAUAUAUAUAUAAAUAAAUAAAUAUAUAUAUAAAACAUAUAGGAAUCUGCAGGCUACGAGCCUUUUCCUGUCUAACAUCAAGAUCCUGUUAGCAGCUCUGUUCGAAAAGAGCCACUGUUCUAGUAACUUUUUGCAUACAUGAAUUUUCAUUUACUGUUUGUUUUUAUUUAUUACAGGGCUGCUAUUUUCAUAUGUAAAUGAACAAUGUCACAGAAUCUUUUUUUUGUAAGUUUGAAAUUAAAAGAUAAGAUUACUGGUAAAAGCAAGCGAUAGUUGGGAUUGCAUAUAUUAGUUUAAAAAAAUAUAGGCAAUAAUAAAAUUCAAAAAAAAUAUCCUGGCCUGAGUUCUAACACUAAUGGCAGUUUUACCGCGGGGAUUUUCUUCUGUAAUAGUUGAAUCCCAAGUUUUGAAUGUAAAUUUUGUAUAGUGUGUAAGUAUUGUAAGGAAGACCAUAGCAGAUGUGUACAAGUAGGCACCAGACAUUGUGACUUAAGACCUUGAAAGGAUAUUUGGGCUUUUUUUUGAUAAAAGAAAAAUAAACUGUGCUCAUUUCUGUUGCUGAUUUUCUAUCUGAAGCUAAGGAGGGAGGGGGGAAUUGCCAUGAUAGUUCUACAUUUUUUUUUCUCCUUUCCUCAGUAUGUUUGGGGGGAAUAAUAAGCUGUGAAAUUGUUCAACCUACUUUGUAACCAAAGAAGCAAAGCCGUGUCUGAAUUCAUUUAUUUUGUACGCCUAUUCUGAACAUAUUUUAGUUUAUAUUUUUAUUUUCCUUGACCUAUAAUGUGCAUCCUUUAUUUUCUUUUUAAUCUUCAGCAUGUUCUGCAUGACCCCUUUGUCAAACCAGUUUCUUACCUCAUGUUUUUACUGAGCACUCUUACUGUAACGAGUUUAGUCUGUGAACAAUGUCCAAUGAAAACUAUAAAAAACAGCUGUUGGAUUCGAACUAGUGUUAAAAGUGCUAGUCAGAAAAAAAUUGGAGUGAGCCAUCUUUUGUUUAAAUGGUGUUUUGAAUUUCAUAUGCAUAAAGUUUUGUUACAUUGCAGAUUUUAUUGUAUUUAAUAAAUGCAACGUGCCGAUUCAGA